Messenger RNA from Paramuricea clavata, 1107 nucleotides. NCBI's taxonomy places the organism in Eukaryota, Metazoa, Cnidaria, Anthozoa, Malacalcyonacea, Plexauridae. The record is from the annotation of a GenBank genome assembly.
UUACCAGUCCACGAUGUUUAUAAUCCUUUCUUCAUGAAGUCCAAUCUUUUCAAGUUUUUUAUAUCAAAAACACUCAAAAACAACCCGGGAUCGCGUGGCAACAAAAGAAAGUUUCAAGCGCCACAGGUGAGAUUAUUAAGAGUUGACCUCUUAUUACGAGAUGAUCCUUGCUGGACCUUUAAAACUGAUAGAGCCGGUAUAAAUAAAGUUAGUUUAGUUUAAGUUUCCUCCUGUAGUAACACUGGAUCAAUAAGAGAUGAUCCUUACUGGACCUCUAGGAAGAACAGUUUAGAAGUGAUAGAGCUAUCCAGUAUAAAUAUAAUAAAGUCAGUUUAGUAUAGGUUUCCUCCUGUAGUAACACUGGAUCAAUAAGAGAUGAUCCUUGCUGGACCUCCAGGAAGAACAGUUUAGAACUGAUAGAGCUAUCCAGUGUAAAUAAAGUUAGUUUAGUUUAGGUUUCCUGCUGUUGUUACACAGGAUCAAUACGAGAUGAUUCUUACUGGACCUCUAGGAAGAACAGUUUAGAACUGAUAGAGCUAUCCAGUAUAAAUAAAGUUAGUUUAGUUUAGGUUUCCUCUUGUAGUAACACUGGAUCAAUAAGAGAUGAUCCUUACUGGACCUCUAGGAAGAACAGUUUAGAACUGAUAGAGCUAUCCAGUAUAAAUAAAGUUAGUUUAGUUUAGGUUUUCUCCUGUAGUAACACUGGAUCAAUAAGAGAUGAUCCUUACUGGACCUCUAGGAAGAACAGUUUAGAACUGAUAGAACUAUCAUAAAGUUAGUUUAGGUUAGGUUUCCUCCUGUAGUAACACUGGAUCAAUAAGAGAUGAUCCUUACUGUUAGAAUAUAAAGUAAACGUAAGUUCGUUUCGAUUAGCAUCUCACACUGUUAAUACAUGACCUUCUUUAGCGGACACAAGAAAUGCAAAGCAGACUAUCUAACCUUGCCAGCAAUCGUUUAAACCAAGCUACAGCACGACAGACUGGUAAAAGGAUUUCAUUUCAAUCUCCGCGUGCAGCACGCAAUCCAGGAAACACGACACGGAGCACGCCCACGCAGAAACGGUCUCGCGUACUAUCUACUGUCGCUGUCUUGGAAUUGGAUCCUUAG